Triplophysa rosa is the source of this 1762-nucleotide messenger RNA. RefSeq lists its product as uncharacterized. The transcript is spliced from 7 exons. Lineage: Eukaryota; Metazoa; Chordata; Actinopteri; Cypriniformes; Nemacheilidae. Bases 218 to 904 code for a protein of 228 amino acids. The record is from RefSeq and is a predicted model, not a curated record. Gene Ontology annotation, molecular function: DNA binding.
CGCUAUUGGACGCGCGCAGUCUAGUAAUGUUGUACUUUGAGGCGCAGGUGCCAAACCGAAACUGCCCGCAAGUAUGUAAAUAUAAUACACAAGCCUUUCAAGACCAUGCUUUCGCCGUAACGAGCCUUAUUUGAGUGAGCUUUUUAAAGUUAAAACAAUUACCCUGACGAUAGUGAAUUCGGAACAGAACGUCUCCUCUGUUGCGAAAGGUAAAGUGAUGCCUCAAAUUACGUCAGCUGUCAUCAUACAGUUAACUCUUCUUCUGUCAGCGUUUCCUGCACAGUAUAUAAUUUCCAGAUGGACAAGCGGUAAUGCUGUGCAACGCAACCAAGCCACUCAGAGAAUUCUAGACACAUGGGUGCUCAUGAGAAAAAACUACUUAAACACGACCGCUUGGGUUGACUGGCUAAAUUCCUGGAUUCCUAAACUACCAUCCUUUGAAGAGGAAGUUGAUCCACAGCACACCAUGGAAGAGGCGCUCACAAUUGAGCUAUUAAUGCAUGACAAUGAGCAUGGGUAUUUCGCAGUCUCAAAGGAACCGCGAAGUCCCAGGCCAUCAUAUGUGCUGCACCGUGUGGGUCAAGUCGUCAUAGAAAAGCAGAAUGGAAUGAUGGGGGUGAUAGUGGGCUGGGAUGUAGGACUCCGAGCUCCCCCAGAGUGGAUUAAGAGAAAGAAAUACACAGACUCAGAGUUAGAGAGGGCCUUGGACACUCCUCAUUACAGAAUUCUGUUCAGUGGACCGGAUUCUUCAUCAAUACUGAUCGGAUAUAUUCCACAGUAUAACAUACAGCUCAUUCAAGGCUUUAAGCCGGAUAUUCCUACUCUAGAACGAUAUUUUUCACACUUCGAUGGGGAAAGGUUUGUUAUGGAGGAAUGGUUAGAAGAGAUAUACCCUCAUGACUGAAUGAGGAACAAAACAAGUUUUUAAAAGGAAUCUGCACUUGGAAACAUACAUGAACUCUUCUACCAAUCAUUGUCAGGGCGAUGCUGUUUAAAUAUGCCAUUAGAAGAUCAAAACACAUUAAGACUGACUUGGAAAUGUAAGAUUAAUUACUUGAUAUAGCCUAUUUAUUUUGAUAAGCACAACAAUAUGAUUAUUUCUGUUCGGUUUAUGGUGUAAAACAACAGUAUUGAUAAUAGAUAAACAGUGUUUAAAGUAAAAACAUACAUAAACAGAUUUCUUGUGAAUUAAUUUUUUUAUAUAUUAUUUUUCAUUGUCCCAUAAUGCAUUGUGAACCUGAAUCGUGUAGGGUUAGACACUGCUCGAAUAAAACACAUAGCGAAAUAUAGCUGCAAGCAGCAAUUACGGGGUCAAGCCCAACCAAGGCCAAAAGUGAAAUAUUUUGGAAAUGUCAGAUGAUCAAAUUUUGAAAACCAAGUUUAAGAACACAAGGAAAAGCAACUAGAACAAAAAAAAUUGCUUACAACUUUGGACUACUAGGUGGCGCUGUCACCAAACUUUUAUGAGGCAGACAAGAUGUGCCAGAUGCGCGAAGAUACAGCCACUUGACGUUUUUGGGAGCUCGCCUUAGAAUUUGUUGAUGCUGUAUAUGAGAACCAUUGUAUCAAUCACAAAUCUUUUAAUAACUUUUUUGUCAGUACUGUCUCCAGAUGCUAAACAAAAAAUUUCAUGCAAAUCUGACAAAUUUUGUAGGAGGUGUACGAAAAAAGUAAUUCACUAUGGCGGACAGGAUGUAUGGCGGAAUAUGACAACUCUUUUAUCAAGCAACUCGGCUUGAGCCAACAAAUAUACUAAUGUGAA